Molecule: messenger RNA, 2010 nt
Organism: Plasmodium adleri (nom. inval.)
Lineage: Eukaryota; Apicomplexa; Aconoidasida; Haemosporida; Plasmodiidae
Product: conserved Plasmodium protein, unknown function
Exons: 3
Coding region: 1-2010 (669 amino acids)
Source: RefSeq, a predicted model, not a curated record
AUGGAAGAAGAGAAGGUGUUAGAUUCAUUCGAAGUAUUAUACAACAAUGUGAAGGGGAAUAUGUAUAUAACAAAUAGAUUUCUGAUAUAUAUAUCAGAGACAACUAAAAAGGAAAAAGAUGAAAAUAAUUCGUUAUUUUUAAUGAAUGAUAUAGAUUUGAAGAUUUGCGUAUUUAGUUGGAAGAAAACUGAAAAAUCGAAGAAAAAAAAUAAAAUUCGUUUUACUUUUGCUAGAACGGAUAGAAAAAAUAAUUUUUGUUUUCAUGAUUAUAAUAGUACAGAUUCUUAUAUUUUUGAAUUUUUUAAUGAGAAGAAUUAUAAUGAUAUUAGUGAUAUGAUAAAUUCUUUAAAUAAAGAUAAUUUAAGAAAUCAUUUAUUUGUGGACUUUAAUUUAAAUUUAAUAAAAAAUGAAUAUAGGAUAUAUGAAACAAAUGAAGAUGGUAAUGAUAUUAACAAAAUAGAUAAGAAUAAUGUUAAUGAAUUAUUAAAUGAACAUGAUAAUUUUAAUAUAAAUAAAAUAACAAGUGAUGAGGUGUUAAAUGUUUUACGAUCUCAUGAAUUGUUAAAAGAAAAUGAGAAAAAAAUGAAAAGAAGGAAAAAAGGAGAAUUAGAUACCAAUGAUAUAAUUAUAGAAGAUGAUAGUAAUAAUAAUGAGGUUGAUAGUAGUGAGAAUAAUUUAAGUGAUGAUAAUGAUAAUGUUAAUGAUUUUUAUAAUUCUUUAAAUAGAAUGUUUGAGGCUGAUAGAGAUUUUAAAAAAUUAUAUGAUAUGUGUAUUGAAAAUAAUAUAUUAAAUGAAGAAGAAUUUUAUAAAUUACAUAAAAAUCAGUUAUAUGAAUAUAAAAAUAUUUCUUGUUGUGAAGAUAUGAAUAUAUUAAAAGAACCUAUAUAUAUAUCAGAAGAACAGAAAUUGUCUAAGAGUGUUGAAAUAAAUAAUGAAUUAAGAAGAUUAAUUUUAAGUGAAAAUAAAGAAUUAAAAAAGUUAUAUGAUUAUUAUAUUGAAAAUAAUAUAUUAAGUGAUAGUAAAUUUUGGUUUUUUUUAUUUAAUAAUAAAUAUAGUCAUUUAUUUUUUUAUGAUAAAAAUGAAAAAGAUCCAAUGUCAAAUAAACAAGUGUUAAAUAUUAAAGAAGAUAAAUUGUUUGAAUCUUUAUCAUAUAAUUUAGAAAAUUUAAAUCAAGAUAUUAAAGGAACAUUAGAGAAAUGUAUAUUAAAAGAAUAUUUAACACAUAAAUCAUCAAAUAAAAAAAAUGUUUUAUUUAAAAAUAAUUAUUAUUUUAAUGAAGAAAAUAUAGAAGGUUUUGGAGUAUUUACUAAUGAAAAAUUAAUCAAAAAUUAUAAUAAUUCUUAUAAUCUAUUAAUUAAUAAAUUUAAUAAUUAUUGUAUAGGUAUGAUAAAAGAUAAUAAGUAUACUCUGGAUAAAUUUUAUGAUGAUUUAAAAGAAAAAAUUGAUGACACUGAUUUAAAUAUUAUGGAUGAAAAAAAAGCACAACAGUUUAACUUGGAAAAAAUAAAAACAAAUAUAUGUGAUGAGGAAAGUUUAAAAGAGGAAAUAUCGCAAAAUGAGAAAUAUGUGAAUGAUCAUUUUGAUAAAUUUAUGGACGAUUUAAGGGCAAAUAAGCAUACAACUAAAAAAAAUUACGCAGAUUUGUAUAAUAUAGGGAGGGUUUUAUUUGUUCUAAAUACGAAGAGAUGCCAAAGCAACCAAUCCUUGUUAAUAGGAACUAUUGAAUAUGAACAACACAUUCUUGAUAUUGUAAAAGAAUAUCAUAUAAAAAUUAAUUAUUUAUUAAACUUAUUUUAUACAUCUUAUAUUCCUGAAGAAAAUAAGAGGAAUAAUAUUUUAGAGAAUUUAUCAAGAAUAAAGGAUGAAAUUCAAGCAAAGCAAGAAGAAUAUAAUAGUGUCUUGAUUAUGGGAAAGCCAUUAUUGAUUCAUUUGUUUGAACAAAUAGCUAUAUGUAAAAAGUUUAAUGAAAAACUUAAUAAAUAUAUUCAAGAAAAGAGAAAGAAAGCAUAA